AGUUGCCUUCACAGUUCUCCAUGCAGAGGGUUGUACCAGCUCUGGGUGGUCGGAAGGCUCCAUGGUCGGCCGUUCGUAUGAUCUCUUCACGGAAGAUAGCUCCAGCAUGGCCCUACUAUCUCGCUGGGGAAGCAGUAUACUCUAAUACCGACCUCGAGGUUACCGACAAGUAUAGUGGCGCCGCGGUGUGUCGCGUGGCCUUGGCCAAGCCUCCGGAAGUAGAACGAGCUAUAGCUACGGCUCAUGGAGCUGAGAAGACGAUGGCUGCGCUCCCGGCAUUUCAACGAAAAAGAAUCCUCCAGCAUUGCGUGGAAAGGUUCCGAGACAGAGCUGAGGAGCUGGCCUACUGUCUGUGUGUGGAGGCUGGUAAACCUAUUAUGGAUUCUCGCCUGGAGGUGAGAGGUGGUGGGAAGGGGAUCUCCACUUGAUUCCCGUGUUCGUGAGGUAUAUUGUUGAGGUUGUUACUAUGGUACUCGAUGGCGAUAGAGCAACAACAGUGAACAGUUUGAUCCAAGGCCCUUUCGAUCAGGGUUUGCCCUUUGGGCACGGGCGGAAAUUUCCGAAGGAAAUUUUCGAGAAAAUUUCAGAAAUUUCCGUUGAGGCUGGAAAUUCUUGGAAAUUUGCUAAAAAUGCCCAAAAAAUCGUGCCCAGGGUAGUAGAGAGGAGAGAAGUAGUUUAGAUUCAUUCAUAAUGGCCGAACAAAGCUAGUGAAGGCUUUCGCAGGUGUCUACUGGUCACUAUGAAUACAUCUUGCGGGUUCCCUCAGAUAUCGAUCAGGUGGGCGUGCGCGUGAGCCUCUCAAGAGUUAGCGAUUCUCCA
Perkinsus marinus ATCC 50983 is the source of this 819-nucleotide messenger RNA. RefSeq lists its product as hypothetical. The record is from RefSeq and is a predicted model, not a curated record. Lineage: Eukaryota; Perkinsozoa; Perkinsida; Perkinsidae. The transcript is spliced from 3 exons. The coding region runs from base 21 to 428 and encodes 135 amino acids. Gene Ontology annotation, molecular function: lactaldehyde dehydrogenase (NAD+) activity.